Messenger RNA from Hemicordylus capensis (graceful crag lizard), 728 nucleotides. RefSeq names its product transmembrane 4 L six family member 19 (gene TM4SF19). The transcript has 5 exons. Gene Ontology annotation, cellular component: membrane. NCBI's taxonomy places the organism in Eukaryota, Metazoa, Chordata, Lepidosauria, Squamata, Cordylidae. The record is from RefSeq and is a predicted model, not a curated record. Bases 1 to 627 code for a protein of 208 amino acids.
AUGUGUGUGGGGACAUGUGCUCGGAUCCUAGGCCCAUGCCUCCUUACUUUGGGCCUGCUUUCCAUUCUUGCCAAUAUUCUCCUCCUCUUUCCCAGUUGGGAAUGGCAGUACCUAAAGAUGGGCCACAUCACUAAAAAGGCUGUAAUAAUGCCAGGAGUGUGGGGAGGAGGCCUGAUGGUCCUCCCUGCUGCAGUUCAGAUCACAGCUGUGGGAUGGAGGCAGCGCUCUUCCUGCAGCUUUGGAACUUGCCAGAAGAUGUUCCUUUCCAUUGUAUUAUCAGUACUGGCCUUGCUGGGAUCAACCACUUGCUUUAUUUUGUCUGGUGUGGGUGUGACAGAUGGACCCCUCUGUCUCUAUAAUGUCACCCGCGAUGACAUGAAGAUGCAGUCAUGGGGUUAUCCAUUCCCUAAAAUGAGCCACCAGGCCUUGAAAAGCGGGACUCGGAAUUAUUUGUAUGAGCCUUCCCUUUGGAACUCUGUUUGCAUUGAACCACCAAAUGUUGUUACCUGGAACAUCUAUUUCUUCUUUGCUCUCCUAAUCAUCAACAUGGUUGAGAUGGUUCUGGCCUCUCUGCUGAUUAUAAAUGGCUUUGUUGGAUGUCUCUGUGGCUCAUGUGACAAGAAAUAGGUUCCAUGCAGAUCUUUUUAUUGUGUUGUCUGUGAAACGUAGAUGCUUCAUGCCAGACAGUACUCACCAACCAUCAUCCACAAUUCAGUGGAAAUUAUGUC